This is a messenger RNA of Porites lobata, 9237 nucleotides long. NCBI's taxonomy places the organism in Eukaryota, Metazoa, Cnidaria, Anthozoa, Scleractinia, Poritidae. The record is from the annotation of a GenBank genome assembly.
AUGGCAUCCGCUGAAGUACCCGAAUGUCCUAUCUGUCGUGAGCUUUAUGAUCAUCAAGAUCUUUGUCCUCGGCUUCUCAUUUGCGGUCACACCUUCUGUACAAGCUGCCUAGAGAAGUUAGUCAAGAAUAAUUCCAUUUCUUGCCCAGACUGCAGAAAAAAAACGUCUGUUCCCACUGGUGUCGCAGGACUGACAAAAAAUUAUGCAUUAUUGAAAAUUGGUAACACCACACCUCAAGACGUAGAAGGUUUGCAUAACUGCGAAGAGUGUGAAACCAAGCACCCUGCAACCUCUUGGUGCCUGGAUUGCGAUUACGAUAUGUGCAAAACUGCAGCUCACUUUCACACUCGUAACAAAGCGAGUCGUGACCACAAAAUUGUUUCCUUGGAGCAAUUGGCUGUGUCCGUUUUCUGCUCUGAACAUAAAGAACAAUUCCGCUUGUUCGAUGCAGAAUGCAAUCACAUGGUCUGUAAGAACUGUGUUACUCUGACGCAUAAGAACCACAGGCUUCUAUCUUUAGCUGACGUUGGUUCAAAGUAUAAACAGGAGAUGGAAACGCUCGCAUCCCAAGCAAGUGCUCGAGCAGAGGUGAUUAAAGAUGCAGAAACUCGGGUGAUAAAUGCAAGUCUUAACAUGAAAAAAGCGUACGAUGAACAGCGGGCCAAAAUUCAAAGCGUAUUUAAAACAGUGAGUUUGUCUUUGUUUCAUGUGAAUUAAGGUGACUCGACCCAGUUUUUUUGGGGGGGUACCAUCCUACUUUGAAGCUCUCUGGUAUCCCCACCUUUACUUUUAUCGUAAGUCUAACACAUAGAAUAGAUAACAUACAGAUCAAUCUACAAUAUAACAUAAAAUUUUUGGCGAUCGGAGUAAAUGUCACGUGGUUAUAAUGCCACGCCCCUUUGAGGUCUGAGUCGAAAAUCUGCUGUUACCGGCAUUUUUUCGUGAAAAUCUCUCUGCUACACAUAGUGCGCAUUAGUGCCUUGCGCUGAACAGAGUUUCACCAAAAUCGCAAAGACCCAAUUCGAGAAAUUCAGCGGUUUCCAAAUUUAGAUCAUAAUUAAUGCGAAAAUGGUAAGCAAACUUUACACGGAUUAUAUCUUAUAAACUAUGAGACUCAUCUCUUUAUUUUGGGCAUCCUUAUAACAGAUGGGUCCUUGCAAGUCAGCAAAACGCUUUAGGGCCUUGUAAAUGCGCGCGAUUUCGAGCAAAGCAAACAUAUAGAAAUUAUAGUUUUCGCUAUUUGUUGACGUUUGUCAGCGUUUAAGAGUCCUUCUCACGAAAAAAGCAUUUUCUUGAAAAUUCGUAGUUUUUUUUCCUUCAAAGUUUUUCAGGGCCACAAUUGAUUAACUAACUACCCGGACUCUGAAUUUCAUGGUCAUUGAAAAACUGUGACAUUAUCUUCUGUAAGCCCAAACUUGAGUAAACAUUGAAGAUUUUUAGCGUUUUGGCUGAGUUUGUGCUUUGGGAGUUGUCUAUUGUUUCUAGUCUGUCAUGAUACAGCAUUCUUGUUCAGCACGCGUGCAAUGACCACGCUUGGCUGACUUCCGAAUGCUCACCGAGAUACUACCGUCACGAGUUGGUUUAAUUAUUGGCUUGCAUUAAACCUAUGAAAAAAUGAUAUUUUUUUAAUAGUAAGUAGAUUUAGUGUGUAGCACUUCUUGAAUUUUUUGCAAAGGCACAAGAAGCACGACAAUUGAUUAAAAAAUGUGAGUUAAACCUCUAUGUAUCACACGGUGGCCUGUCUCACUGUACCAAAAUUAUUAUAUCUCGGUGAGCAUUCGGAAGUCAGCCAAGCGUGGUCAUUGCACGCGUGCUGAACAAGAAUGCUGUAUCAUGACAGACUAGAAACAAUAGACAACUCCCAAAGCACAAACUCAGCCAAAACGCUAAAAAUCUUCAAUGUUUACUCAAGUUUGGGCUUAUAGAAGAUAAUGUCACAGUUUUUCAAUGACCAUGAAAUUCAGAGUCCGGGUAGUUAGUUAAUCAAUUGUGGCCCUGAAAAACUUUGAAGGAAAAAAAACUACGAAUUUUCAAGAAAAUGCUUUUUUCGUGAGAAGGACUCUUAAACGCUGACAAACGUCAACAAAUAGCGAAAACUAUAAUUUCUAUAUGUUUGCUUUGCUCGAAAUCGCGCGCAUUUACAAGGCCCUAAAGCGUUUUGCUGACUUGCAAGGACCCAUCUGUUAUAAGGAUGCCCAAAAUAAAGAGAUGAGUCUCAUAGUUUAUAAGAUAUAAUCCGUGUAAAGUUUGCUUACCAUUUUCGCAUAAAUUAUGACCUAAAUUUGGAAACCGCUGAAUUUCUCGAAUUGGGUCUUUGCGAUUUUGGUGAAACUCUGUUCAGCGCAAGGCACUAAUGCGCACUAUGUGUAGCAGAGAGAUUUUCACGAAAAAAUGCCGGUAACAGCAGAUUUUCGACUCAGACCUCAAAGGGGCGUGGCAUUAUAACCACGUGACAUUUACUCCGAUCGCCAAAAAUUUUAUGUUAUAUUGUAGAUUGAUCUAUAUGUUAUCCAUUCUAUGUGUUAGACUUACGAUAAAAGUAAAGGUGGGGAUACCAGAGAGCUUCAAAGUAGGAUGGUACCCCCCCAAAAAAACUGGGUCGAGUCACCUUAAAUUAAACUCAUUUGAUAUGGCGGUAACUAGACCUUGGCUUCAAGAAUCUCGGAAAGCAGCACAAAGUCUGGUUACUCCCCAACCUAGCUGUUUAUCUGCUCGCCCAGGGUUCUAUCUAGGGUAUUUGAGGGGUAGAAGCUUCCCCCCCCCCCAAAAAAAAAUAUUGUUAUCAUUACAGUAUUUUUAAAUUACUAAAAGUAACUAUAUCGGAAAAAUCAUCCAGAUGCGACGAGGUCAGUGCACAUGAAACAAGUAUUCCCUGUCUAAGGACGUUAUAUGACAAGGGACAUGGAUCACGAGUAUUACAAGUGUCGUCGUUAAGUUUAUUUAUUUUAUUCACGUACUAACAAGUCAACGAGCAUGUAUAAAUAUUUGUGCAAUUAGACAUGUCGGGUAACUCUUCUGUUCACGUUAGCAAAUAUCGGAGCUAAAUGUGUAGUGUCAGAACGUGAUCUCGACCAAAAAGUAGAAUAAAAUACCACCGUAACAUUUCUCAAAAUUGUCUCAAAUGCACCAGAUUGCAUCUCAGCGCCUAUUCAUUUCAAAAAAUUAUCAAGGGGGAAUGUCCCCGGAACCCCCAAGGAAGCUCGUGCCCUUCGGCUACUCGGGAAUUCUCCCCCAAACGAUAAAUCCUAGAUAGAACCCUGCCGCCUAAGUACUGAUCGUUUCUUAGUAACUCCUGAAAUGAUCUACUUUUUUGCUGUUGUUUGUUUAUUUCUUUGUUUUUAUUAUGCCAUAGCUUCAUGACGCAAUCACAACCAGAGAGCAAGAUUUGAUGAAUGAGUUGGAGACACUACACAGGGAAAAGGCAGCCAUACUCACAAAGCAACGAGCCCGCUUGGCUAAUUGUCAAGACUGCAUAAAGGCUACCGUCCAAAGCGUUUUAUCGACGAUCCAAUCCUCUGAUAACGCUAAUAUCCUUUACGUCAGAUCCGCUGUAGAGUCUACACUCGAAGCCGCCACCGAAAACCAAUACCUAUUGCUUGAGCCAGAAGCCCAGUUUGUACCAGAGUUUACCCGCUGUGAUGAAAGGAAGUUACAGCGAGUGGUAGUUGCACUCAGUAAUGUGGGUGUGGUCGUGGACAAGUCCACGUGUGCAGAAACAACUACAGCUGCUGGUUCGGGUCUUGAACACGCAAAUCCGGGGGAGGUGGCGUCUUUCACUAUCACUGCUCGUGACGCUAAAAAUCGCGCGCGCGAUCUUGGUGGCGACACUUUUGAAGUUCAGCUCAAAAACGAAUUAGAAGAUAAAGUUAGCGCGGAUGUUCAGGACAAAGGAGAUGGAAAUUACCUGGUAACUUACACUAUCCCUAGAGGUGCUAAGCGGGUUGAUUACGAAUUGAGCGUACUCUUACGGGGUGCUCCCAUUCAAGGAAGCCCUUUUACCGUACACAUGGCAUCGUCACUACGCCGCAAGACUUACAAAGUGUUGUCCGAUGUAGCCAGUAAAAUAACUCAACAUUAGUUAGAGCAUUCGACUUCUGUGCGUCAAUUCAGGUUGUUUUACGACAGCUUGAUUUUCCAAGUCCCAAUUUUUGCCUUGGAAAUAAGAAACUUUCCCUUUUUUUCAUAUUACUGGAAUACUGCUGAUAGGGACUUUUUUCUUCGAUUUUGCUCUAGGAUUCCUGGUUAAAAAGUACAAACGACUGUAUCAUACAAAUUUUGAGCUUGUAUUGUUUCCACAUUACAAUAGACAAAGAAAACUUUUGUUACAAUGAGAAUCUUCUUCGUUUAGAAUAUCAUCUGUGAGUUGUUGCAUUCAUACUCUUCUCCCUUCCUUUCAUUCACGGGUGAUACAACAGAAAUAAAAGUCUGCGUGCUGGCUAUCUCAUCUGUAUUUUUCUCAAAAAGAAAAAGAACUCAAUGUGUACCUUAAACAAUAAAAAAAGUACUCAAUCUCCACUUUUCAAAAAGGAGAAAAAUUCAGUCUGUACUUUUCAAAAUAUAAAAAGAAGUAGUCAAUCGGUACUUUUCAAAAAAAAAAAAAAAAACUCGGUUAAGACGAACCUCGGGUAGCCAGUGAUCAUGACCACCCUAUACUCUAUUUAGUCCUUCGGGCAAUGUGCACGGUGUAUUAAUGUUAGUCACCCCGUUCCUGUUUCUCACUUUUUUUUCUUCCCCUUUGCUUAAAGUUCACACUUAUUCCUCAAUCGAGAAAGAAUAUGGUCAAAACACUCAUAACAGCGUUAUUUUUUGCGUUAAAGUUAUGUUAGCAUAUAGCAUCGCCUUUUUUGACAACGUAGUUUUAAAGAUGCUGUAGGAAAAACUGUUUGAAUGCAGAGGUCCACGCAGCGCAUAAAUAUAACUGACUGGUUAAAAAAAAUAAUGAAAAAAUGAACGGUGACAACGUUCCUCACUUGCAGCCAACGACUGAAUUGCGUAGGAACCAGAGAAGUGAGAUCGGACGUCAGCAUGUAAAUAAAGGCGCACUGUUGCAGCCACUUCAGUCCAUGUUUUGAUCACACCUCGCCCACCCAGACCAAUGACGGCACAAGUCAGAUAGACCAUGACAUCGGGGACUAUGUCCUCUACUCUUUUCGAACAAUGUCACGGGCUCUGUCUCGUCCCCUUCCAACUGGAGUACAAGGAUGAAGGAGACAAGGUCAAUGGCUUAAAGUCACCGCCCUCUUGCAAGAUCUCUAAUUAAAGAGAUGCUGUAGCCAGACGUCACGUAAAGAGUAAAAUAAAACAAAACUGGACAUUGAACUGUUUCUAUUUCUAUUUUCAUUGUAUAAUCAUUUACGUAUAUAUUAUUCUAUCUAGUAUUAAUAAUUGUAGUUAAUUAUUAACCACUUAUGUGAGUUUUGAAUUGAUAUUUUAGGAGCCGUUAAAAGAUAUUUUCUCUCGGUAUAGCUCUGGCCUUGAGAAGGCUAAUUUUGUUAGCCCGAAAUAUUGGCCUUUAAUAAAUCAGCCCUUUGCCGUAGUGCCAGCCCUGUAUUCAGUUUUGAGUUAAAGAUGCUGUGAUGGUGAGACCUUGCUGGCUAUGCCAUGCUGAUGAGUUCUAACAAGGACGAACCAGCUGUCCAUGGCUGCCACUACCGCGGGGUGAUAUGGCUGUGCACUUGCGUAGGGUACUGGUCAUACCGCGGAGUUGAUAUUCAGUGCAUAUUUUGGUCUUAGUAAAUGACUCGUACCCAGGGACUGCGCACACUAAUAACCGCGCGCAAGGAAGGUGACUGAGGACGAGGCACCUAUGGUUGAAUAUUUCCAAAGAACCUGUUGUUGAGGCCUCGAAUGUAAUAAAUGACCCUAAAUGUAAUAAAGGUCCUAAGUGUAAUAACUUUUGGCCCCAAAUGUAAUAAAGGUCCUAAAUGUAAUAACUUUUGGCCCUAAAUGUAAUAAAGCGUCUCAUAAUGUUAUAUGUGUAAUAGGUUUUAGCCCUAGAUGUAAUGGAAGUCUUAACAGUAUACUGCAUGUAUGUAGUAUAACAACCCCAAACUUGAUAAAGUCCCUGACUGAAACAUGCGACGGUCUGAUGCGAUAUUAAUUUUAUAGCCACCUGGCGAUUCCCAGGGCGAUUCACUUUCUUCGCCCUAAUGAAGUCUUCAUAGAUAUUCAUAAACUUAGAAAGCGGCUAGAGCGCUCAAGAAGUAGGAGAAACACUUAUAAAUUAACUACGUCUCGAUCGCGUUUCCUACUACAUGAUCCCUACAUCGUAAAACGCGAGUUAUAAACAACUGGAAUCUACACAAAAGUUUUCAAAAGACAGUAGUAAUUUAGUAAUUGAAGGAAGUAUUAAUGUGCAUUAGAAACAGUCGUAGUAAAUUAACUACUUUUGCCUAUGGGUUUUUUUAAUGUUGCGCCAAAAAAAGAAAUGUUUUUUUUUAAAUCAUUUUCCAAAAGAGUAUGUCGGUCGGUCCAUACAGAAUGCUGUGAACACGAAGUUAUAUAUAAACAGCAAGAUAUUGAGGGCAGUAUAUCUUGAUAGUUUUUCGGACUUCCUGACUUUGAUUUUAAUUUCUACCAGGAGUACUUCUUGAAGUGAAUUUUUAUGCUAACUUUUUUUUCCAGGAUUUCACCACAUGAAUAAUAAUAAGUUGUUACUCAAAUGGCUAUAUAGGGGAUCUGCCUGGUGUAUUUAGUGAUUCUUCCCUAGACACAUUCAUGCGCUCAGUUAACCUGUAAUAAGGCUGAAAGCCAACACUAUGAAAUCUUCUUAUGACCAUAAGCAUAAUAAGAGCUGAAAGAAUUACGCUUAGGACCCGUUAUUACAUUUAGGGCCAAAAGUUAUUACAUUUAGGACCUUUAUUACAUUUGGGGCCAAAAGUUAUUACAAUUAGGACCUUUAUUACAUUUGGGGCCAAAAGUUAUUACAAUUAGGACCUUUAUUACAUUUAGGGUCAUUUAUUACAUUUGAGGCCUCAACACUGUUGGCUAAAUUCGAUUUUCUCUCUGUUUUUACCAGUGUGAGCUCGGCGCUGCUUCUGCUGCUGUUUAACUCCAAACGAAGCCUCAGGUCAAUUUUCGUGGAAAGUUGUAGUAUAGAGCGUUUUCACUCACGUGGCCAGCGUCUGUGCAAAUUUAUUUUAACAAAAGAAAGCGUUUACAUAAGAAAAGAGUUUAACUCCCACAGGACUGGUUUGGGACACCAACAUGGCCACCGUUUCAUUGUUUUGCGACACCAAUAUGGCCGCCGUGACGUCAUGUGAAAACACUCUAUAUGCUUCACGUUCAAGCACCCUCCCUCCCCUCCCCUGCAAAAGUAAAAGGGUUUGUCACACGCAGGCUACCUACGUCCCGACAACAACGCCCAACUUCCGCCAGAAGGUUUUGGUACUCAUUCUAUCGAACCUUUUGCCUCACUUAAGGUACGUACAACUUCUUUAAUUAAUAUAUUGCAAGGCAAAGCUUGUUGUCAGAAGGCGGUAGAAUAGACUAAUUCAAGCGUAUUCUGCAUGAUACCGUUUUAUAACCCUUUCACUCGCAAAGUCACAUUCGUUUUGGCAUCAGUUUGAGUCUUGAUGACAUUUUAUCGCUUUUUAUACCAUUUAAUGCUGUGGUUAUAUGACCGUCUGCCGGUCGGAGUUUCCUAAACACUUAAUGGCUGUAACCUGAUAUGAACAUCUAUAGGAUAUUGCUUAUCUACUAGUUCGCUUUAUCUACCCGCAGAUGCAAGUCUAGAUAUUGGAAUGUAAGACAUUUUUUAGUGAUUAGAAAACCUUGACGGGUUGUCGGUCGCUUAGGCUCUUUGUAAAUUUAAGCUUUAGUGAGUACUGUACUUUGUUUUCAAUUCGAGGCUGCACUUCACUAGUUUAAAGCAUUCUAUAUAUUGUUGGAUUGACUUCAGUGACGACACGGAAAAGUUUUCGGUUCAGUUAUUUUAUCAAUAACAACGAGAGAUUAAUUUUAAGUCAAAGUUCUUCCAGUCGCAUUGACUGUACUGAACACCUCAGACUUAAUGUAUCAGUCUUUCUACUAUUUAUAACGAUUUCAUUUAGAGUUUCAAGUUAAUAGCAAACGUAAGUGUGAAGGCAGUGAAGGUCUAAGCUCAAGUCACUUUACUUUGCAUUUCAAUUAAGUCGAAAGUUGAAGCGAUUCAAGAAAGUUUUGAGCGACGUGCAUUCUUUCAACCGACAUAGCCGACGACAUUAAUUAACUUCGUGGGAAAACGUUACAUUCAAGCUAAAGCUUUACCCCUCUCCCAAUCCGAAGUUAAAUGGUCGCAGCCCAGGCCUAUUUGCAAACAUAUCACAGACAUUGCUAUCUUUGCCCACUGGGUGUUACUAAACAGAGUAACGAGUAACGAGUCACGAGUGACGGAGUAACGAGAAAACGAGUAAGGGUAUAACAAUUCAAGAGGAAAAAAUAAAUAAAUGAAUCCUAAUGAAAGAAAAACCUAAAAAUGGUUGUAAUAUCCUAAUAAUGACCUUUACCAAUCUCGAAAAAUGUGUGUAUUUCAAAAAGUGCUUAAAACAAAGACGUCAACCCCCCCCCCCCCCAACCCUUCUAACCACCCGAAAGGGGUGUCGGUUUGGUCCCCUGAGCCCCCGGAGAUCGAACCCAUCACCUCAUGCUCAACAGCCCAUCGCUCUAAGCUUGCCAACGUGAUUACUUUGUUAACCUGACUGUGAGGUUGGGCCCUUUUAAAAACUUUGAACUUUUCAUGUACCUGGCCUGAAUUUCAUCCGAUUACUUCGAGUCGUUAUUACUCCCCCAGUACUGAGGGAGUAAUAACGACUCGAAGUAAUCGGAUGAAAUUCAGGCUAUUCAUGUACCGAACUUAUUACUCAUUUGGGUCGACCCCACGACGAUGACUGCGAGCAGUCUCUCUCACUCUGUUUUUUUUUUCAGAUUUAAUAAUAAGGGCAGUGCAUGCGCGCGCGAGCGUCUCUUCCGUCUCGCGUCUUUCAUCAGGCACGUGGUCAUUUUCGUGUCUGGCGCGUUGAGUUCGACAGACUACGAAAAAAAGAGAGAUGUUCAUAGCCUAAAAAUUCGACUGUUGACUCAAACGCUUUCUAAUCAAAAUAAAUUAUAGUAGCUUUUGCAUUAAGAUUCGGCACAUAAAAAAGUUCGACAUUUGAAACGAGGUCGCUCUACAGUUCGACAGAGUCGAAAUUCAUGUGGACCACUCGAACUUAAUGUACAUCGAUUUAGUCUUUUCACGUACUAACUGAAAGAAUUAGA